Molecule: messenger RNA, 1226 nt
Organism: Drosophila rhopaloa
Lineage: Eukaryota; Metazoa; Arthropoda; Insecta; Diptera; Drosophilidae
Product: caltractin
Exons: 2
Coding region: 398-952 (184 amino acids)
Biological process (GO): centriole replication; mitotic cell cycle
Cellular component (GO): centrosome; centriole
Molecular function (GO): calcium ion binding
Source: RefSeq, a predicted model, not a curated record
CUCUACCUUUUAGCUAAUUUUUUUUAUACUGUUGAAGCGAUCGUAAUGGAAACUGGAUUUAAUGGGAAUAGCUGAAACCUUUGCAGCCUAAUGCCUUAUACCGGCGAGAAAAUCAAUUUGAAUGUAACCAGUAGCAACCAGUAGUCUGCAGCGGGAACUUGGAGGGAGCUGUUAAUUUAUAGCUGCCGAAUCAGCCAGCAAAAGUCAAGUAGAAAAUCAACCCCUAGCGUACCACAUCUUACGCCAGCGACAACCAGUGGGAGUUCCGUCAUUGGUCACAACUCUUAUUCUGGUGUGCCCAGUCAUAAUCAACGUGAAGUAAAUCAACGACUUCUAGUAGAGUUGGAAUUUGCUUAUUGUUUUAGACCGUCACAAGAUAACGGAACCAGUUGCAGACAUGGAGCCUACCACUGCUGUGCCCAGCGUAGCCAACGCUCAGACAGUUCCCGUUAACUCCAAGAGGGCUACUCAACAAGGCCGCAAGAAGUCUGGACCGAAGUUCGAGCUGUCCGAGGCGCAGAAAUCAGACAUUAAGGAGGCCUUUGACCUAUUUGAUAACGAAUGCACUGGCUUCAUCGAGGUUAAAGAACUAAAGGUUGCCAUCAGAGCUUUGGGCUUCGAGCCUAAAAAGGAAGAGAUCAAGCGGAUGAUCGCCGAGAUCGACAAGGACUGCAGUGGACGGAUAUCGUUUAACGACUUUUUGCACCUGAUGACUAUGAAGAUGGCCGAGAAGGACACUAAGGAAGAGAUACUAAAAGCUUUUCGGCUAUUUGAUGACGACGAGACUGGGAAGAUUUCUUUCAAAAACCUUAAAAGAGUGGCCCGUGAACUAGGCGAAACGCUGACUGACGAGGAGUUGCGCGAGAUGAUCGACGAGGCUGAUUUGGACAACGACGGUGAGGUCAACCAGGAAGAGUUUCUGCGAAUCAUGAAGAAGACCAGUUUGUACUAGAGGGCGCUCGUCCUGAUUAUCCCAUUCCAUUUCGUGAAAUCUUCAAGAUUCGAAAAAGUUUUCGGAAUCGCGAGUUCACUAAAGCCCGAAUAGACUUAGUGUUAAAUAUCCAUUGCCCUAUGGCUGGCAGCCAUAAGCCUCUAGUCUUACUAUUUUAAUGUACCAGCGAAGAUUUACUUUCUGUAUUUUUCCACAAUAAUCUCGAACACUUAAUGUAAAAUCAAAUAAAUGCUGAAACUACAAAUACAGAAAAAUGAUUACUUCGCUGAACCAA